CAAAUCUCGAAGCAGGCCUAGCAAUACCACUGUGAUUUUUCAAGAUUCGAACGGUCUUGGCUUUGCCACGUAAGACUGUCUUAUCGUGUUUCUCGGUAAAACAUGAGUUGCUCUCAACAAAAGAAUCAGGACUAAGUGCAUGACAGAAAGGUAGAAAGCGAAAUGUGUUAUGUUGGGAUUGAUGUGCAGAGUGCGGUGGAAUAAAGAAUGUUACAAUAUUCUUGGUAUCCCGCCACAAGCUUCUGUAGUAUUCUACCAGUUGUUCAAGCCGAAAUCGAUGCCCGCUUCUUUUUCGUUUUUCCUCCGGUCCUUGUACAUCUCCAGCGCAUUCUUUCUCUCGGUUCGAUCCGAUCCCGCCGCCGCAAUGUCCUGGGCCUGGGCAAAGAAUUCGUCGACGACGUCCUGGGAUUCUUCUUGAGCGUCCUCGAUCGGGUCUGAAAAAUACCGGUUUCCCAAUCCGGCGCGAUCCCCCCCGAUUUCGAUCUUUGGGAUUCCGUUGGCCCUGCGCCAGUCGUUCGAGUCCCUGAGGGAAUACGAGCAACCACAGUAUUCUUGCUUGUAAAACUUGUUCUCUGCCGAUAUUUGGUAUUUUCGCAGCGUCAUUACAUCCGUUUGCCAGUCUCGGUACCAGUAGGUGAGACCCUCGUAGCGAGCCGCCGCCCGGAUCCCCGAUCCGUCCACCUGUUUCGCAUCCUUCCACCGGGAGGUGGCAUUUGUCGUGGCAAUGGCAUCGAAUCCAUUCUCGUGUGCGUAGAGGGCAGUUCGUUCCAUCCGCAUGUCGAAGCAUUCUGUACAGCGAUUUCCCCGCUCUGGGUCGAACUCCAUCCCCUUCAUGCGUUUGUACCAGUUGUCGGAAUCGUAGUCGCAAUCGACGAAUUCGAUGCCUAGGCAUUCGGCAAACCGCUUGUUUUCUUCCUUGCGGAUCAUAUAUUCUCGCCUCGGGUGAAUGUUGGGGUUAUAGAAAAAGAUCACGACCUCCAGCCCGUACUUCUCUGUGUAGCUAAGCAUCUCCUCCACCAUGGCACCGCUGCAGGGUGCACAGCAACUGUGUAGCAGGAUUUUCGAUAUCCCUUCGGGGGGAGGAUUGUCAUAUAGACCUGCCCGUCCCUUUUCUGCCAUGCGCUCCUGGAUCCGUUGGCUAGCGGCGACCGCCCAUUCGGGUGCGUUCGAGGGAAGCGCUCCCCCCUCGCUGUAUUUCAACUCCGGCAUUUUAUGCGAAGGAAGGGGCGUCAGUUAUUCGCAAGGAAACAAUUGAGCUGAUUGUAGGAAAACACCGAAAUGGAAAAUGGUAGCUGAUGCUGUGACUUGAUGGAUUGGUUGUCGGGAACACUGUGGAAAAAGGGUGGUUCUCGAUCUCUUGAUGAAUCUCCGUAGUGUAGAUAGGUAACCUUCCAUUACGUUUUGAUGAUUGAUCGGCUUCUCGGUUCGUACCGGUAUGUCUGCGUCUAAAAAUGAGUGAUGUGUGUUGGGGGUGGGUCACGAAUCAGUCAUGAGCAGGAUUUCAUCGUGCGUCGGGUUACAGACGACGAUUUACAGUACGAGCAGUACGAUACGUAUGGUAUUACCGUAUGAGGAUAGACAAGGUGUGACUAAGGAGUGUUUUCUACUGGCACCGGCAACCGGCAUUCAACAGAGCAGAGUACAGUAAUAUAACACUACAGUAGUAGAUGAUACGGUAGGUACCCAAGUACUCGUACGUCCCUGUUCGGCUAUGAUUGAGUUGAAGUUCUGAAGUACAAUGCUGUAGUUGCAGUGAGCUAGUAGGCAUGAAUAUCAAGAACAAAUGAUUCUGAGAUGA
Pseudo-nitzschia multistriata is the source of this 1798-nucleotide messenger RNA. NCBI's taxonomy places the organism in Eukaryota, Bacillariophyta, Bacillariophyceae, Bacillariales, Bacillariaceae. The record is from the annotation of a GenBank genome assembly.